GAAUAAUAUAGACAAAUUUCGUUCCAUCUGGUUCAGCUUUCAAACAUAUAUUUUUAUUUCGCUCGAUCAUACUUUUUCUAUGGACCGUGGUCUUAAAGAGCUCAUAUGGAGGAAGAAUGUAACUGACGUGCCAUUUAAUUAUCUAUCACGAGUAUCACGUGACCCCACAAUCCAUGAGAAAGACAUACAAGACAACAAGCGUCACAUAGUGCGAGCUCGCCGACAUGGCGACCUCGAGCGCAACCUCGACGCAGACGUGUCAAGAUGACGUGGAGAAGCGCCCGUCGCGCUGUCGCUGGGGUACCUUGCCCGCUUCGUACAUUGGCCUGCAAGUGCUGCCCAUGCUGUACGAGGAACGAGAAAUUGCUCGAGCCCUGAGGAGCAUCUGAGCUCGCGAGCAUCGCCGAUGCACGAGCAGAAGCGUCGAGCCCGAAUCGCCGAUCGUCGCUCGAGGAUCAGGCGACUGACAGAGAGUCCUGGAAGUCGGCGGUGGAGCUCAAUCUGAUUCUGAUUUCGCAACAUUUGUGAUCGAGCGUAUCGUCAAUUUGCUGUCGGACUAGUUUCCAGUCGAUCGAGCGAGGAAAGGAAUCAUCGAUUGAAUGCUCGUUCGCUUCCAACUCAAUGGAGCCAGGAGCAGCUUACAGUGGUCGUUGCAUGUGGCGAUUUCUGAUCGAUCCAGCUCCCGGCAUGAGUUGCAAAUUCAUGCAGUUCCAUUAGGUAGCUCCUGCGGUCGGGUACAGACGCAGGGAACAACGAAGCGCAGCAAUCGGGGGAAGAGCUCGAUCUGCAGCAAAGGAUUGGCUGCGAGUUGGGGCCCAAGAUGGCAGAGACCAGUGCCAGGGAUUCAGCAGAGGAAGGAGGACGUAACGUAGGGAUUUGUGGCGAUGGAGGAGCUCGUGAAGCACCGGCAGCUGGAGGAAGCGGGUCGAUUCCACCGCCGACGAAUCCCUUGGUCACCCCUCUGCUGACAGAUAUGUACCAGGUGACGAUGGCCUACGCUUACUGGAAGGCCGGGAAGCAGAACGACCGAGCCGUCUUCGAUCUGCUGCACCGCAAGAAUCCCUUCGGUGGAGAGUACACGGUGUUCGCGGGGCUGGAGGAAUGCGUGCGCUUCGCAGCCAAUUUCCGCUUCACAGAUGCCGACAUCGAGUAUCUGAGGACGGUGAUGCCGCCGGUGUGCGAGGACGGGUUCUUCAGCUUCCUGAAGGCCGUGGACUGCUCGGAGGUCGACAUCCAUGCCAUCGCUGAAGGAUCCGUCUGCUUCCCUCGAGUGCCUCUGCUUCGCGUGGAGGGCCCUCUUCUGGUCGUGCAGCUGCUGGAGACCACGGUCCUGACGCUCGUCAAUUACGCUUCUCUCGUCGCCACCAAUGCUGCCAGGUUCAGAAAAGUGGCCGGCCACGACAAGCUGCUGCUGGAGUUCGGCCUGCGCAGAGCUCAGGGCCCCGAUGGAGGAAUCAGCGGGUCCAAGUACUGCUACCUGGGAGGGUUCGAUGCCACGAGCAAUUUGGAGGCGGGGCAGAGGUUCGGAAUCCCGGUGCGUGGCACUCACUCGCACGCCUUCGUGAGCUCGUACAUGAGCUUCGACGAGAUCAUCGACCGGAAAUUGCAGCGCAGUGAUGGCUCGAGCACCUGCGAGGAUUUCGUCCUCCUCACCAUGCAGUGCUUGAAGCGAAUGCAGGGCGCUCCAUCGCUGCAGCACUGGUUCGGAGAGACGAACCACAGCGAGCUGGCAGCCUUCACAUCCUACGCGCUGGCAUUUCCCACCGCCUUCCAGGCCCUGGUCGACACUUACGAUGUUCUGAAGAGCGGAGUUCCCAAUUUCUGUGCAGUCGCGCUCGCCCUGCACGAGCUGGGAUUCAAAGCCGUGGGCAUCCGUCUCGACUCGGGAGACCUGUCAUAUUUCUCGGUCGAGUCUCGGAAAUUCUUCAGAGCCGUCGAGAAGGAGUUCGGAGCGCAAGGAUUCGGGAACAUGGUCAUCACCGCCAGCAACGACAUCAACGAGGACACUCUCGAUGCGCUGAACAAACAGGGGCAUGAAAUCGAUGCGUAUGGAAUCGGCACGCAGCUGAUCACGUGCUACAAGCAGCCGGCGCUGGGCUGCGUGUACAAGCUGGUGGAAAUCAAUGGCCAGCCGAGGAUCAAGCUCUCGGAGGAUGUGACCAAGGUCACCAUCCCCUGUAAGAAGCAGUGCUACAGGCUGUAUGGAAAGGAGGGCUACGCGCUGGUGGAUUUGAUGGUGGGCGACGACGAGUCGCCACCUCGAGCAGGAGAACGCAUCCUCUGCCGCCACCCAUUCAGCGAAUCGAGAAGAGCAUUCGUCGUGCCCAGUCGCGUGGAGCCUCUGUACAAGUGCUACUGGAGUGGAUCGUCCGGAGCUCCCAGAGAGCCACUUCCGUCUCUGGAGGAGCUGAGGGAGCACUGCCGGAGAGAAUUGGAGGCCCAGCGCUCUGAUCAUGUGCGUGCUUUCAAUCCCACGCCUUACAAGGUCAGCGUCAGUGCCAAGUUGUACGACUUCAUCCACUUCCUGUGGCUCAACGAGGCUCCAGUUGGAGAACUUCAUUGAUCCUCGAUGAUUUGGUUGGGGUUGCAAAAUUGGGUGUCUGAUGGCACAGACUGGUGUACAUUCUUCGUGGGCUUUCGGUCCAAACUGCCACAGAUUCCAAGAUAUAUUGAAUGGGUCGGGAUUUACCUCAAGAUCAACAUCUUUCUGAGUCGUUCCAUGGACGAAGCUGGUGGGGACUUCCAAAGAAGAUUGCAGUUUCGUCGCCAGAAGGGACGAAUUAGCGAUUGAAAGCAGUAAGGUACACGGAGAUACGCAGGCGAUCGAAAACAUUGAUUCAGCUUCUAAUCACCGUCGCUCCAUCACCCUUCUCACGCUAUUCUCGCACGGCUUAUCUUUGCCUCCACCAAAGCAUGCACACAAACAUCGUGGAGCAGAAGUGGACGAAAGUGUUCAUCUAAAUUAAUCCGUGAACCACCGGAAAACUGUCAUCGCCUGUACGACUACCCCACGUAACCAUCUCGUUCGGAUCAUUCCUUUUCUCCUCGGGCUCUGUAGAUAUGCACCGACUCAUCAGGCAGACAUGAAACAUCUGGGCCUGUAUCAUCGUUGCACCUACGAAGAUAAUAUUUAUCCUCCUGUAGUGCGCGUAAUAUCCGCUCGACUCUCGGCGGCGAGUGUGGUGAGGUCUUUCAGAGGAAGAUGAUACUUAUUUCAGGCCAUGAGACCAUGACCAUUCCUCGGCAGCAGUGAGGAAAGUCUGGUCCUGGACAUCACAUGUUUAGCAUCACGCACAUGAAACUCGUAUGAGCGGAAGGUCGGAUGAUGACCAUUAAGAUCAUGGAUCGACUACUUCUGGAGUCUGGCAAGUAUCGUCCAAUUAUACAUUCCUAAUUUGUGAGUAGAACAGGAAGCUAAAGGUGAUGUGCAGACGUCACUGAACGACUGGAAUAACUAGGGACUGUAGAAUGGUUCCACACAGCGGAUAAGUUUGUUCUGAUUAGAAGGGAACGCAGAAGAAGCGGAGCACGAGCUCGUUCUUCUUCAGAAUACAAAGAACAGCAGGAACCUCCCGAUUCUCAUGAUCAGUGAAUAAUUGUCGUGUGGACUCCUUCCACGUUCGUACCUCCAUGCAAGGAGGCAAAAAAGCAGAAGUUUUCCACAGGUGGUCUUCACGGCCGUCGGUGAUGAUGAUACGUCCCUACCAGAGCCCCCGAGAAGCGCAUCAUCAGUCGACAACCAUUAAACAAAUCUACGACCUUUUCUCAGGUUUGGCAAGCUGGAGCCGUCAGGAAGGUAGGCCUUGAUUCCCUGAAGCGAAAAGAACAAAUUGCCGGUUUCGGAUAAGCUAAGCUGGGCCCUCUUGUAAAUAUGGCAAUCCAGUCUGUGCUCAAGUCCUCGUUACGAAUAUCUGAAUCUCGAUGUUCAUGAACGUGAAGAAGAAGGAGGAGGAGGAGGAGGAGGAGGAGCAAUCCAGUGACAGUGAGUAAGCAAGUUUCGAGAUCAAGUAGCAGUUCUCCAUUUGGAAUCAUUCUGUGGCACGUAAUGAUGCAAAACUGCAAGGUACGUGGAUAUAGACUCUUUAAAUCUUCUUGCCAUGGCCAUACAAGAAGUGGGCCCAAUGGCCGUCCACAACUCCCACCAACAAGGGACUGUGUUUCCGGGGGUGCAAUCGAGCAAAGCCUCAGAUAACAGACACGUGAUGAACUAAUGGUUUCCUCAGUAAUCAGUGACUCCUCCACGAACUCGAUGGCAACCAAUAGCACGAGGAACCAAUCGGUGAUGGGUGGAUGGGCUGAUGAUGUAGGAGGAGCAGAUUGUCGUAGAAAUUGUUCAAAACGAGGAUCACUGUGUUGCAAUGAGGCCAGUGAAAAAGAGUCAUUGUAGGAAGAGCAAUGAUUGUGAAGGCUGCGCGUCCUGUUCCAUUUCUGAUGUUUUAUGGAUAGAGCAGGAACUGCAGUGUAUACGUCAAUCUGCACUUCGAGCUGGUUCGCUGUAGCAUGACUCCGCGAGCAUAUUUCUCUACAUACACGGCCAUGUUCAGAUCGAAACCACGUCCUGUAUACAGUUUGACUCGGAUCGUGUCGCCAGAAUUCGGACAAACGUUCUUGAUACAAUCUGACGUUUGUAGGGUACAAUCAACUUGGGAAAUUUAGUCCUAAAAAUAUCUAUCACCAUCAUGCAACAGGACAGGAGACCCUUUUUAUUUCCACUCUGCUCGAGCAAUUUGUAAUUCAUGUGAUAGUAGGUGGCACGGCAGAAGCCGGAUCAAACGUGCCAACUCUUCACGUUGCGAAUGAAUGAAGUGGACCGAAGCUGAAGAUUUAAUGAUGGGAGCCAGACAAAUGCACUAGUCGGAGUCCGUGUGGGAGUAUCGUGAUCAGUGCAUGCGAGGCUCAGCAGAAAUCAUUUACGACACCGAGACAAUCGGAACUUCACCCUGAAGAUGUUCCCACAAUUUCCGUGAUCAUGUACUGGUGUGUGUUUCUUGGUGAAUCAAGUCUAGUUUGAAGGUCCCCAAGAAUACGGCUAGAAGAGGAUGACACGACGGUACGUACCUGAUCUGGAAUCCUGAGCUCAGCAGAUGUUGAGACGGGUUCUUCACAGUUCACGAGGCCCUUCUGCUCUGGCCCGACCAAAAAGCAAACGGUCAUGUUACAGUCUCUCACACGACCCAUCGUCCAAGAGGAAGAUAGAUGUGGGAGAUUGGUCACGGCAGCCACUGUUUUCCUCCCCCACCUCGACAUACAUUGUUCUGUUAUCGUAAUGCUUUUGUCUUCAUUGUUGAGGUCUGCAGCAAAACUGAACGAUUUUGGUUUUCCCCAACAGUUAAGAUGCAGAUUUCCAAUCACCCUUCGUGUGAGUUAUU
Molecule: messenger RNA, 5369 nt
Organism: Marchantia polymorpha subsp. ruderalis
Lineage: Eukaryota; Viridiplantae; Streptophyta; Marchantiopsida; Marchantiales; Marchantiaceae
Source: the annotation of a GenBank genome assembly